AUGCCGGUGCUGUACCACCUGACGCUGCAGAAGCCCACGGCCAUCACCAAAAUCGCGUAUGGAAAUUUCUCGGGGCCGAAGGUGCACGAAAUCGUGGUGUCCAAGGGGCAAGUGCUGGAGCUGCUAAGGGCGGACAAGCAGGGCAAGCUAAAUCUGAUAGCAUCAAAGGACGUAUUCGGCAUCAUCCGUUGCUUGCAGACGUUUCGGCUGACAGGAAGCAACAAGGAUUAUGUAGUGAUUGGGAGUGACUCAGGGAGGUUAGUGAUUCUUCAGUUUAGUAAUGAGAAAAAUGAUUUCGUGCGAGUGCACUGUGAGACGUACGGUAAGAGUGGCCUUCGGAGAAUCAUACCAGGAGAGUACAUAGCAGUGGAUCCAAAAGGAAGAGCCCUCAUGAUAUGUGCCAUAGAAAGACAGAAAUUUGUGUAUAUUCUAAAUCGAGACACUAAAGAGCAAUUAACUAUUAGCAGCCCCUUAGAUGCACAUAAAUCACACACCAUAUGUCAUGACGUAGUCGGGAUGGACGUUGGAUUUGAAAACCCAAUAUUUGCAUCGAUUGAACAGAAUUACGAAAUGUAUGAUAAGCAGGUAACUAACACAAAUGAGAUCGAUGGAUGUACAAGAAAAACUCUGUUAUGUCUAUGGGAAAUGGAUCUUGGAUUAAAUCAUGUCAUUAGAAAGCAUACGCUCCCUAUUGAUUCGAGUGCACAUUUAUUAAUACCCAUUCCUGGAGGACAACAAGGACCAAGUGGAGUCAUAGUCUGUUGUGAUAAUUAUUUGGUAUACAAAAAGGUGGAACAUGUAGAUGUGUAUUGUGCAUACCCUAGGAGACUCGAAACGGGACAGGAGAAAAAUAUUUCCAUAGUGUGCAGUGCACUUCACAGAAUUAGAAAAUUUUUUUUUAUUCUUAUUCAAUCCGAAUUUGGUGAUCUGUACAAAAUAGAAAUGGAUCAUGAGGAUGGGAUUGUAAAAGAAAUUACUUGCAAAUAUUUCGACACAGUUCCUGUAGCCAACGCUAUAUGUGUGAUGAAGUCCGGCUCUCUCUUUGUAGCAGCUGAAUUUGGGAACCAUUUUUUUUAUCAAUUCUCAGGUAUAGGAGAUGAUGAUAAUGAGGCCAUGUGUACGUCUAAACAUCCCUCAGGAAGGAAUGCUAUCAUUGCAUUUAGGACUAAGAAGCUUACGAAUUUAUUUCUCAUAGAUCAAGUAUAUUCUCUUUCUCCCAUUUUGGAUAUGAAAAUUCUCGAUGCGAAGAAUGCCAACAGUCCUCAAAUUUAUGCCCUGUGUGGUAGGGGCCCUAGGUCAUCUCUUCGCAUUUUGCAACAUGGAUUGAGUAUAGAAGAACUAGCCGAUAAUGAACUACCUGGAAGACCUAAAUUUAUUUGGACUAUUAAAAAAGACAACGCAAGUGACUAUGAUGGGUAUAUCAUUGUUAGCUUUGAAGGAAGUACACUCAUCUUGGAAAUUGGAGAAACAGUGGAGGAGGUUGUAGAUAGUUUACUUCUAACCAAUGUGACAACUAUUCAUGUAAAUAUACUCUACGAUAACACUCUUAUUCAAGUACACGAUACAGGUAUAAGACAUAUAAAUGGCAAAGUCGUACACGAGUGGGUACCUCCUAAAAAUAAGCAAAUCAAAGCAGCCACGUCAAAUAGUACUCAAAUUGUAAUCUCACUUAGUGGAGGAGAGUUAAUCUAUUUCGAAAUUGAUGAGUCACACACUUUAGUAGAAAUAUUUAGGAAAAAUUUAAACGUGGAAACGUUGUGUCUUUCCAUACAACAGGUUGAGGAGAACAAACUGAGAGCCAACUUCCUAGCUGUUGGGUGUUUAGACAAUGUAGUGAGGUUACUCUCCAUCGAAAAGGAAAAAUAUUUCAAUCAGUUAUCCACCUUUAUUUUGCCAAAUAAUUCAUCAGCUCAGGAUAUAUGCAUCUCUCAGAUGUGUGAAUUAGGAAACGAUAAGGAGAGAAAAUUGAUUUUCCUUAACAUCGGUUUGAACAACGGAGUGCUUCUCAGAAGUGUGGUUGAUCCCAUUACAGGUACACUCACUAACCAUUACUCAAAAUAUCUUGGUGCAAAAAAUGUAAAAAUAUGUCCAGUUCAUCUUAAGAAAAACUCAGCUCUUUUAGUGUUAUGUGAAAAGACCUACUUAUGUUAUGUUCACCAGGGAAAAUAUAUUUACUCUCCUUUAAAUUAUGACAUCUUGGAGUAUGCUUCAUCUUUCCAUUCUGAGCAGUGCUCCGAUGGGUAUGUUGCCAUUUCUGGAAGUAGUUUGCGUAUCUUCCGCUUCUACCGCUUAGGGGAAGUGUUCAGCCAAAAUAUUUUGCAUUUAACAUUUACUCCAAGGAAGAUCGUACCUCUUCCCUUCCCUUCUCUCUUUUACGAUCACGACACUUCUAUCGAAAUUGAGCGACAGAAGAACAUCCGAAUGCUCGCCAUCAUCGAGGCUGAUCAUAAUGCUUACGACGAGAAUACGUUGCGCGAAAUUCAAAGAGCACUCAAGGGUAUUCAUCUCGAGGGAGAGGAACAUACAGGUGCGGACGGACCCCCCUCCCACUCUGUUGGGAGCGAUCUGCAGCGGAACCUCCCCAAUGGGGCGCACAAACAGGGACAUUCAGCAAAUCAGCACGUGGACAGACUGGACCAAGCGGGAAACACAGAGAUGGAGAGCGCACUUGUAGAAAACGCGUCGGGUCACCAACACAGGGAAGAGAACGGCGACGCGGGGGAAGAAGAAGGAGAGGAGGAGGAGGAGGAAGAAGAAGAACUGCUGUACGAUCGAAUAGGAACGUUCAAGGCAGGGCCGGGUAAGUGGGGCUCCUGCAUAAAGAUAAUCCACCCAAUCAGUCUGCAAACAAUAGAUAAAAUAUCCCUCGAGAUGGAAGAAGCGGCGUUGAGUGUCUGUGCCUGUGAGCUGGAGGCUCUGCACUGUUUAAUCGUUGGCACGACCACGAACUUGUCCCUAAAAAAUCGAACAGCUCCAGCAGCAGCUCUCCGUGUCUACACCUACGACAUAAAUUACAAACUCAACCUCCUGCACAUAACGCCAGUAGAAGAUCAGCCGUUCUGUUUCUGCCCGUUCAAUGGAAGGCUUUUAGCUUCUAUUGGAAACAAACUCAGAAUAUAUGCACUAGGAAAAAAAAAGUUACUAAAAAAAUGCGAAUAUAAGGAUAUCCCGGAGGCCAUUAUUUCCAUAAAGGUUUCCGGAGAUCGUAUCUUUGCUUCCGACAUCCGAGAGUCCGUUUUAAUUUUUUUUUACGACUCCAAUAUGAACACGUUGAGGUUAAUUUCAGAUGACAUAAUCCCCAGGUGGAUCACCUGCUCCGAGAUUCUCGACCACCACACCAUUAUGGCGGCGGACAAGUUCGACUCCGUCUUUGUGCUGCGGGUGCCCGAGGAGGCCAAGCAGGAGGAGUAUGGCAUAUCGAACAAGUGCUGGUACGGAGGUGAAAUCAUGGCCGGCUCGAACAAGAACAGGCGGCUCGAGCACAUCAUGAGCUUCCACGUCGGAGAAAUAGUCACGUCCCUGCAGAAGGUGAAGCUGUCCCCCACCAGCAGCGAGUGCAUAAUAUAUUCCACAAUCAUGGGGACAAUAGGGGCGUUCAUCCCGUACGACAAUAAGGAGGAGCUGGAGCUGACGCAGCACCUGGAAAUCAUUUUGCGGACGGAGAACCCCCCGCUGUGUGGGCGCGAGCAUAUAUUUUUUCGUUCCUACUACCACCCCGUCCAGCACGUCAUUGACGGAGACCUAUGCGAGCAGUUUUCCAGCCUGCCAUACGACGUCCAAAGGAAAGUAGCAGCCGACUUGGAGAGAACCCCGGAUGACAUUCUGCGAAAGUUGGAAGACAUUCGAAAUAAAAUUCUUUAA
Molecule: messenger RNA, 3861 nt
Organism: Plasmodium cynomolgi strain B
Lineage: Eukaryota; Apicomplexa; Aconoidasida; Haemosporida; Plasmodiidae
Product: splicing factor 3B subunit 3
Exons: 5
Coding region: 1-3861 (1286 amino acids)
Biological process (GO): mRNA splicing, via spliceosome
Cellular component (GO): nucleus; U2 snRNP
Molecular function (GO): U2 snRNA binding; protein binding
Source: RefSeq, a predicted model, not a curated record